AUGAAUAGCGGCUUUGGCUUCUAUGAUGAACUUAUACAUCGACUUAAUGAAAAUGGAGAAAUGAUGACAGCAAUGCCACUUACUGCUCUCAUCGGCACACGAAUUCUCUGUAUGCAUGGUGGAAUAAGCCCUCGUAUUGAAACUCUGGAAGACUUGAAAAACUGUCGACCAGUGAAUGGAGAUCCGCGAGAAGAUUGCUUAGAGAUGGAUUUGAUGUGGUCGGAUCCAAGCGAUGAUCAUGAAGGCUGUCGGCCGAGUGAGCGUGGUGGCAAUGCAUUCAUUUUUGGUCCGGAUGUUGUGGAAGAAGUUUUGGACAAAUUGUACAUACGAGCUCAUCAAGUGGUUCGUAACGGCUAUGAAUUUCAUGCGGGUCGAAAAUGUGUGACAGUUUUUUCGGGACAAUUCGGCGGCUGUUUGCGUUGUCUCAGAAGGAUUGGAAAUCACAUUUGUGCAACUCACUCCAGAGACCCCUCAAACAUAUGACAAUCCUUAAUUGUUCAUUUCAUUUGUAUUCCAAUAAACUUUCCAACUUCCAGUCGUUUUAAUUUAUUGAAAGCAUUAUAGAAUUUAAGGAAAUCAAUUAAAAAAUGGUGCACAGAUUCACAAGGAUGAUGAGAAUGGGAAUUUUCUACGAGAAUAAGGGCACUAAUUAAGCAAUUUGUGAAUAACCAAUUUUCGAUCGAUUGAGUGCUGGAAGUUGCUCAACAAUCUAAAUUCAUAAAAUGUUAACAACCAAUUCCGUUUUUCCAACUCUGGAUCAUUCAAUUUUUGGCUGAAAUUCGAGUUUCUUGGGUUUUUGAGGGAUUUGGGAGAUUUUUUAAAGAUUUUUUUUUCGAAAUUUUCUAUCGAUUGAGUACUCACAUCAAAAUAAUUGAAGAGUUAUUAAAAAAUCACUUUCAAAUGCAAUAAAUUUUAGAUAUUUUAUUUCAGACAAAAAGGUGGAAAAAGUCAGAGAAUGAAACAUUUUACGCUCUCUAAUUUCUCUGAACUAAACUAUGAAAUAUAAGACACAUUUUUAAAAACACUUCGGAAAAAAUUGUUUGUUUUUAAACUAUUUGAUAAAAUUUCUUUGAAAUGUUCCUUAAAAAAUGAACGGUCUAAAUUUUAUAAGAAUGUGAGUUAUCAUAACAUAUGAAGCGUGACCUUUUUUUGAGUUAUUUUCGUAUAAAAGAAAGAAAUAUUGUCAUUAAAAUUUGGUGUUCUAAAAAUCUUCACCAAUAUUCUAUCAAACUGUCAGCUGGAAAAUCUGCUAAAUCUGAAAUUACUGCAAAAUCUGAAAAUUUCGACCAAGAUUAUGAACAUGCAUUUCCAAUGGAAAGUCUCGUUUCGAAAAUAGAAAGAGAUCGCUUUUUCGCAUCGAAAUCCAAUGAUGAUAAUAUUCAGUUCGCUGAAAAAAUGAUUAUGCUCAUCCUUCUAUCCAAAGGAUUGACAAAAUCUGUCACAGCAAUGGAUAUACUUCGAAUUAUAUGUGAGUUUGGAGUUGGUGUGAAACAACAAAAUAAAAUUUGGAAUUUCAGUUCGCGAAAAACAUUCAUGA
Messenger RNA from Caenorhabditis angaria, 1537 nucleotides. NCBI's taxonomy places the organism in Eukaryota, Metazoa, Nematoda, Chromadorea, Rhabditida, Rhabditidae. The record is from the annotation of a GenBank genome assembly.